AUGGCGUCCAAACUUCUGGGACACCCUGCACUGCCCAGACCUAUGUUGUAUCAACAUGAAAUUGACACAUUGACACAUCUAACUUACGCAGAUUGUUUUGGCUGUUUCUUCUCAUCGAGCCAAGCGCCAUCCACGAAUGAUCGAAAUUUGGCGAGUGUGAACUGUGGUCCGACGAAUGUCCCGGAGUAUAAAAAUGUGAAAGCGGCGAUUUCAAGCAGCCCUGGCACCUUCUUUAUAGCCUCAGCUUUCUGAUCUUUUUUGAGCUUAUCGUAG
This is a messenger RNA of Haemonchus placei, 273 nucleotides long. The record is from the annotation of a GenBank genome assembly. Lineage: Eukaryota; Metazoa; Nematoda; Chromadorea; Rhabditida; Trichostrongylidae.